AUGAAGAUCGCCCUGACAGGUCUCUAUUUGGUACUUUCAACAGCGCAAUAUGCGCGAAGCCUCAUCGCCAACGCCAGCGAUUGGCUCCGCUGGCUUCCUCAGACAAAGAUGAUCAUUUUGGAGGGCGACGUGCAACAGUUUCCACUCAAGCGUCUUGAGGACGCCUGGUGCAGCGGAUGCAUCCAGGGCCUCUUCCCCAAGGAGGCGCGCCGCUUCGGCGCAGGCCUUUACAACCCUUCAGUGGCGCCGGGGCCUGAGGGACCCACCGAAGGCACUUGGCUCGCAGUCUUCCGUGCCUCCAACUGGCACUACUGCCCGGAGUCUGGCUGGGAUGGGAAUUGGUCGCACGUUCCUCACCACAAGGCACAGGGGCAGCAGUACAAUCGGCCGAUCGUGGCGCUGCUGCGGAAUUGGACGUUGCUGGAGGCAGCCGCCCUGGAGUUCCCCAAGGAUCGCUUCACAGCGCGCUUCCAAGAGGUUCAAGCCGGAGAAGUCCUCGCUGAGCGCUCGAUCGAAGGCCCUGAGGACUUGCGACUCCAUCGCUCGAGCGAGGGAACAUAUUGGGUCUCGUUCAGCUUCCGCAGCGCCUUCCUGGCGAAGCUCCACGUGAGCUUUUGCCACGGCAUCCCCAAGUGCAAGAUGGUUGCCUCCAUUGACGCAUCAUCCAUGACAGAGUUCACACCUGAGGCCUUGUGGAAGAAGAAGCACCGACAGCAACAAGCCUUCAAGAACCUCAACAUCGCAAAUCUCAAAGAGGACACCGCCCUGGUGGAGUUCUCCUUGAACCCACGGAUCCUUCUCCAGGUGGAUUUGCCCUCCGGGCUGUGGAUUCAGGUGUCGUCCAGUGAGACCUCGAGCCUCCCAGUCCUCCACGAGUCUCAGCAUUUCUUUCGAGGAGGAUUUUGCUGUCUCCAGGUGACUUGGGCCAAGCGAAGGGUGCAUUUGGGGAUCGCACACAUCAAGGGCCCAUCAGGGCGGCACCGGCCAAUGCCCUUGAAAGUUGGAGCCAAGUUGGGGGAGUUUCCUCACAAAGGCUUCGGGGUGAAGGAGCUUCGAGAAGUGCGCUGCAGCGGGAAGGAGCCGAAACGGAUGAUCUUCAGCCUGCAGGUGGGCCAGCCGCACAUCAAUGCGCUGGAGACCAUGCAUGGAGCAUUUACGAUGUUGCUGUUGGAUGUCUUGACCACGAUCACCAUCAUGGAUUUCAGCCCCAAGCCUACCGUCUCGGUGAACAUGGCAGGCCAAUAUCAAGGCGCUGCCAAGUUGGGUGACGAGCUGUCUCUUGACUGCCGGGUGGAAAAGGCCGGAAAAUCCCUGGUCUACACCUCCAUGACGAUCAAGUCGGGUGACAAGACUGUGUUCACUGGCCAACACACCAAAAUGUUCAACCGCUACGUGUUCCUACACCGCUUCUAUGUGAGCAACCUGGAAGCGCCUUAUGAGGUUCUUGGCCUCUCUCCCGAGCUUUGUUUUCACUUCCUGGGCGCCUCAGGAGUGCCGUGGCAGACGGACGUCCAAGAGGGCUGCGAGACCUUGCAGUUCGUCUCAGGCAUGAUGCUGAAGGAUCAGGACACACUCAUGCUAAGUGUGGGGGUCAGUGACUGUGAAUCCUCCUUCGUGUCCCUCCACUUGGCCACGGUCCUGGAGCUACUCCAUCCCCCACAGCCGCCCCAAAAGCUGCCAAAGCAUGUGGCCGCGGCGGGCGCCCGUGCCGACCGCGGCGGCCCAGUGGCGAGCGCCUUGCGGGCCCUGCGACUGCUGAAGGCAAUGGCCAAGCCCAUGGCGUUGCCUGGAGAAGCAACGCGAAAAGAUGUUCCAGAGGCCUUGCGCGCCCAGCACCGCCUGGAGCACCUUUGGCAGAAGCGCUUGGCGGAGAGGAGUCGGGCGUGCCAAGAGGCCAUUGACUGCCCCGAGAAGCACUUGUUGGGGAAGGCCGUCGUCCCCAUGCGCCGCUUGGGCGCUGCGCUGCUUCGAACCUCCCGCGGCUUCUCCACCCGGGCGGCGGUGAAGGCGGUGACCUGCGUGGAUGGCCAGCCGCAGUCGGUGGCCGCGGCACAGAUCUUGUCGCGGAUGUUGAAGGCUGGAGAUGAGGUCAUUGUUUAUCGCGCCACCAAAGUGGCAGAGGCGGUCGAGGCGGUGAAGGAUGCAGAGGCUGCGGCCUUGCAAAGCGUGGAAGACGUCGCAAAGGUCGUGCGCGAUCGGAGUGGCCUAGGAGACCACGUGAAGACACAGGUGGCCAGUGUGCUGUCCACGGGUGCCGCAGUGACCAAGUUCGUGGGCGAUGUCAAAGCGAAUGUCGUGGCCUUGGGCUCGCAUGGUCCUGGCCGUGUGCUUCACAAAUCCUUGGCCAGCUAUUUGAUGCAAAGCUAUGCUGACACGCGCAUCUUGGUUUGCCCGCUGAAAGAAUGGCAACCGACGCAGCCGAAAGGGCUGAAGUACACUGUGGUCUUUGAUGGAUGCCAGACCAGCCGCAAUGCAUUGGAGGUCCUUUCCAGCUUCACCACUGAGGAGGACACAGUGGAGAUUCUACAUGCCCAUGUGGUGCCGCAGCCGGUGUCCCGGGGUAAGUUCCGCGCCACGGUGCAAGCACCCUCCGAGGAGGAGUUGCAGAAGGCCCUGGCAGAUUCCAAUGCGCUCUUCGAUGAGGCGGCCUCCAUCCUCAGAGGAGGUUCCAUUAAGGAAGUGCUCGGGACCCACCUCGAGGUUCUGCCAGGUCAACAGCUGGGAGAACAACUUCUAGACAAGGCCAUUGGGAACGGCUGUGAUGUGCUGGUCGCUGGCACCAAAGCAAUGCCGGGUAUUGGCAGUUUCAUUGAGAACAUGAUGAAGGGCAGAACCGUCUUUUGGCUGAAGUCAUCGCUCACGGUCCACCUGCUGAACAAUGCGGUGGAGAUACCUGUCUUGUACAUAAACUGA
Molecule: messenger RNA, 2913 nt
Organism: Durusdinium trenchii
Lineage: Eukaryota; Dinophyceae; Suessiales; Symbiodiniaceae
Source: the annotation of a GenBank genome assembly